UAUCACCGCCUGCUAAGUCCGGAGACCGACGGCAUCACGCAGUAUUGCAGCAUUCCCAACCAUUCUCCAUGAGACUUGAGACACGCAGCAGUGGCGGCGAGGGGUGUGGCGCCGCCAUGGCGUGUUGUGCGGUUCGAGGCCACUCCUCGAUCCCACUUCCCUGGCGCCCAGUUGCGGCCCUGCUCUGUGCGCUUGCGCCCUCGCAGUCGCUGCGUCUCUGGCGGCUCUGUCGCUUCUCGCAACUCAUACCCUGCACAAACUGCAGCUGCAAAUCGUUCACAUGGCCUGCUCUUGCCAUUUACUGCCGAUGCAUCACGGGUAGUAACCACGGUUCAGUGAUCGUGGUGGGAUGAUUGGCCACCUCGCCGAAGGCGUUGGGUAAAUAGAUGAUGAGGCGCGGAGUGUGACGGGGAUGAACUGGGGCAUGGGGGCGCCGAGGAUAGGAUGGUAUGGAGGAGAGUGGGGGUGGUGGCGCGCGGCAUCGCUCAAAGGAGUAUUGAAAGUCGAAAGCCGAGAUGGACGGUUCAACAGGUCGAACACAACAAGCACAGUGAUGACAACGAGCCAGAACGUGGAGCGGCGCCGUGACCAUUGUUGCACUGCCCCGCAUCACAUCAGCCGACCAUUGCGUCGAGGAGCAGGGUGUGAGUCCAACUCCGACGUCGUCGGCGGCUGCAUUCAAUCAUCUCAUCGCGUCGCAUGGCCCUGCAUUAUCAAGCGUUCAGGCGGCUCUCCAAUGUCCACAUCGGGCCGCGGCGGAGAUGGCUUUCCUUGUCCUGAGCAACAGCUUCAUAGGAGCUAUUUCGAGUCGACUUCCAGACCAGCCUGGCGUUCUUCCAGGCCUGCCAAAACCAUAUGUAGAUCGGCAUCUGUCGAGGCAGAGGAAGCGUUCACACGUCUGAGGCGAGCGCCUACGUCGCAUUGUUCGAUGAGAACUCGGGAUGAGAAGCUAUUGCUAUGUGAACAAAGCGUUUACUGGUCGUGGGUACACCAGGCCUGUCACCCGGGCCUGGCAUGUGCGUGCCGGUAUGGUAUCGUUGUCAGCGAUGGGAAGCGGGCAAAGCUUCGUCUCCAGUUCCAUGCUGAAAUCAACAUCGGGAGCUCCUCCUUCAAUGAUCAAUGAUCACGCGACUCUCGCGACGUCCGGUGGCCUCCAUCGAUGCCAACACGUCUUUGUCAAGAUGUUGAGCAACUGUGAGAGGUGGGAGUUCGCAGUGGGGCCUUAAUAGUGUGAGAUGGUGUGCGGUGAUGAGAUCGUGGGAGCGCGAGAUUGUGCGGAAAUCCUGCCUGGAAGAGGCACAACAAAGGCUCUCGGCGUCGAGUCGGGGACGGGCG
Messenger RNA from Cutaneotrichosporon oleaginosum, 1335 nucleotides. Lineage: Eukaryota; Fungi; Basidiomycota; Tremellomycetes; Trichosporonales; Trichosporonaceae. The record is from RefSeq and is a predicted model, not a curated record.